AUGGAGAAAUCAAUAGAAAUCUUAACAGAAAUUCUGGAUAAAGUGGCGGAGGAGCAAGAAUAUGAUAACUAUCAGAUUAAUAUACAGUCAGCAUCAGAAAAUGAAAAUACUUACACUACAUUUCUAUAUCAAGUCACUUUGAAAUCUCCAGGGAAAGAAGUUCUGGUGUUAGAUGUGAAAGUCCCAGCGCCUGAACUUACAAUGAGAGCAAUCCUUCCAUUCUUUGAAAUGGAAUAUUUCUUCUACGACAAGCUUCUAAGAAAGUACAAGCUAUUGGAGGAUAAAAAUAACAUUCUCCCUGAACACAGACUCGUGACCCCCAAGUUCUACUAUGGUUCAGAUGAAUAUUUAAAAGAAAUACUUAUCCUUGAAGAUUUAACAGCUAAAGGUUUUGUAGCAAAUGAUAACUUAAACUUUAUUGACUGGGAAUAUGCUUCCAAAAGUUUAGAAAAUCUUGCGAUAUUUCACGCGCUGUCCAUUGCAUUAUCAGAGGAUGAUCCAGAGGGUUUCCAAAAUUUGACUAUGUUGUCCAGCAACAUCGAUUACACUGGCUUAGAGGGCAUCAUAGAAUACGCCUUUACAUCUGCGCUUCAAGUUGUGAAAGAAGAGAAUAAAAGUCUUCUGGAAAGAAUUUUUAUUCAAUUAGAUAACAGAAAACACCAAAAUAAAUAUUACAUGCCACACAGUCGACCUUUCAUCAUCCACGGAAACUACAGACCCGGCAACUUGAUACACAGGAAGUUGGACGGUCACUUGGAUGUUAUAGCAGUAAACUAUCAAAUGUUAAGUCUCGGCAACCCGAUAGUUGACAUCGCGUAUUUAAUUUUUAUUGGUUCAAACAAGAAAUUCAGGGAUAAGUACUUGAAGCGAUGUCUGGAACACUACUACGACGAACUAUGUAAAGCACUUAAAAGAUUUGGACUUGAUCCUGCUGAGAUAUACUCCAGGAAGGAUUUCGAUAAUGAAGUGGAACAGGUCUUGCCGUUGGGGCUGUUCCAAAGCUUGUGUUUUUCCAUGACACUGUGCAUUGACAAGGAAGUCGCUUCAGGAUUUAAGCCGUUGAAUUUUGAAGAUAUUACAGACAGCCAGAAAACAGCCUACGUUGAACGAAUCAAUGAUGUUGUUGACGAUUUUAUUGAGAACGGAUAUAUUAAAUUCGAUUAA
Danaus chrysippus (African queen) is the source of this 1164-nucleotide messenger RNA. NCBI's taxonomy places the organism in Eukaryota, Metazoa, Arthropoda, Insecta, Lepidoptera, Nymphalidae. The record is from the annotation of a GenBank genome assembly.